This is a messenger RNA of Vespula pensylvanica (western yellowjacket), 2661 nucleotides long. RefSeq lists its product as uncharacterized. The record is from RefSeq and is a predicted model, not a curated record. Lineage: Eukaryota; Metazoa; Arthropoda; Insecta; Hymenoptera; Vespidae. The coding region runs from base 320 to 1063 and encodes 247 amino acids. The transcript has 3 exons.
CUCCGUGACUGGAAAAUUUAUGUCACAGAAAGAGUCACAGUGUAAAUGAGGGGAGAUAAACAAAUCAAGUGGAACUAACCGACUAAAGCCGAAUAAGCCCGAAUAGAACCGAGCGGACUUCGAGCAUGUUCGCUUCUGGACGCGAGCCUCAUUCGUCGCGCCUCCUUGGUCGAGUGUAGUGAAGUAAUAUCGUUGUGUGGUGUUCUUUUAUUUAUUCGACAAAUACGCAUAAAUUAGCAUUCCCGCGUUGUGCUAGCAUUGGUAGUAAGAGUAUAAUAUCUUUAUCUUUCAAUUUGUUUUGAAAACAAUUUUCUAAAAAAUGGCGGUUGCGAGCGAUGCUCUAUAUAACGCGAGGAUGGCGUCUUACGUAUCGUCUAGCGCGUAUUACGGUUACGUACCUCUCUGUACAAGAGAAAAUAUGUUCGAUCAUAUCAACGAGUGUAAUAGCGACAGCAGUGCACCUAGUAUCGCGAGUAACCAUUUUGGUUCAGCUAUGGAAACGGAUGAUGAUGGAUAUGACUAUUCUGCGGCGUCAUGCCGUCUGAAUAACCAUUACGUGAUUCCAGAGGCGUCGUUGAGGAGGUGGCACGAGGUCGACAAUAGACAGCAAUACCACUGUUUAUCACCGACGGAGCAACAACAGGCGGUCCAUGGCGCCGACACGACGCGACGCAGGAACCGGAAACGAUCCAAUAACGAUAGUGGUUCAACGAUAGAAUUGAAAAAAUGUCGUAAAGGCAGCUGCGUUUACUAUGGUACAGGGAGUGCAAAGAACUAUGGAUUGGCCACAAUGCAUUAUGAGUCAACGUCAUUAUGCUUAAAUUCCAUCAACGAUAAAACCUUGGAUCAUUCCUUGGUUAUGACUGAAAGCUGCUGCAGGGCAGCAGGUAAUCAUAGUUUAAUAUGUAAUGCAGAUUAUAGACAUUUAUCACCAAGCAAUGGUUCUAAGUCGAGUGACAGCAGUGUGGAACUUGGGGAAUUAUUGUUCGAGACUCAUGGAUGCUCCAUAUAUCAUUAUUACAGACAACAAUUUGCAAAACAUGAUAUUGAAACGGAAUUUUAAUUAGGUCGUUUAACAUAAACCGUUUUUCAUAUCUUUCACAUUACAUUUGUACUGAAGACCAUAUUCUUUGUUACAUAUUUAUACCCUUCCCCCAAUAUGUCAUUGCUCUGUUCGUGUGGAUCAAAAUAAAUAUUUACUUUUUGAUAGAUAAAAGUUUAUUUUUUUGUUAAAUAUAUCCUGCAGUAUACAUCCUUGAAUGCAUACUAAACAUGAAGUAUUAAAUAUAAAGACAACUUUCACUGCUUAAAUGUUACCAAAAGAUUUACCUCGUUACUUAGACUGGCUUUCAAUUGCUUAAAUAUGUGUAUGUAAUUUAUUUUCCAUUUAAAUUUUGAUGUUUAUACAGAAAAUAAAAUACAUACACAGUAUUUUAAUUAAUAUUUAAGCUUUUAUAUAUUAUGCAGUUUUUGCAAAUUCAUAAAACUCUGCAACAGUAAAUAUAAUGAAAUAAAUACUUAUUAUACAGUCACUGAUUAAUAACACCGACGGUAUCGUCUAGUAGUUAAUUUGCCUCUGUCAUGUUCAUCUUUUGCAGUUGUUUCAUCAUCAUCACUUUCUACUAGGGCUGCUUCUAAAGUUCCUAAGGCUGCUCCUAAUGAUAAUGCUACAUCAUCUUGCAUUUGUUCAUUAUUUUCUUCAUUGUGAUGAAUCUAUAAGAAACAUUUAAAAUCAAAUUUCACAUAAAAAUUCUUUUGUAUUAAUGUAACAAUAAUUUACUUGUUGAUUGCCAGAAGAUUCAGAUCUUGAUUGAUCAGCUUCUGCUAAGUCUUCAUUGCAACCUGGUUUAAGAGCAGAUGCUGAAGCAGGAGCAUUGUCGUUGUCAGGGGAACUUGAUGUCUAAACAUUGUGAAUAAGUAUUUCUAAGCGAUCUAUUAAUGGAACUUGUGCCAUAGGAGAUGAUGAAGAACCAGCAUGAGUUGAUGCAACUAAUUCAUUUAAUGAACACUGAUUUUCCAAGUUAAAGCCUAGUAUAGCACCCACGUCUGAAUCUUCGUCACUUGAUCGACAACUAUCACUCCCUGUUUGAUCAGCUACUUCAUUCUGUUUAGAUAUAUUAAUUAAUUAAUUUUGAGUAAAUCUCGAUUAAUUUAACUCUUUCCCAUCGUAAUAGUUGUAGGUAUAGAUAUCCUUUAGUUUCGACUUAUUUUCAUUCAAACAACGAGUGACGUACGUUCAAUUAAUUAUAACUUGGAAACCUUAAUCUAUAGGAUUGUUUGGCUUAUUACUAAGAACUUUAAUCUGAGACUCAUCUUUUAUUUAUAUUAUACUUGGAAUACUCAAUUUCAACAGGAAAGAGUUAAUCUUGAAUAAAAUAAAAAAUAUAGAUAUUACAAAAAAAAAAGGAUAGAUAUUUUACAAUACUUAAAUUAUAGAAAUAUAAAAAAAUAUUUAUACCUGAGCAUUCUGUAGUGGUUGUGUAUCUUGCAAGAAACGAAGACUUAUUAAUAAAAGAGGAAGUCUUUUGUCUUCGCUUAUAGCUGUAAUCUCUUUUAAAAUAGUUACUAAAUUAUCAGGUCUCUUCUUAUUAGCUACAACGAGUGACUUAAUGACUUCUCUCAUUUCAGGACUGUUUAAAAUAUAUGUCAAAUUUUUAUCAA